AUGCCUCGCCGCCAGCUUCAGAAGUCCGACCGGAUCGUCAUUGUUGGCGCCGGCGUGUUCGGACUGAGUACUGCCCUCCACCUUGCUAUCCGUGGCUACAAGAAUGUCACUGUCUUUGACCGGCACGACUAUGACGCCUCAAAAUAUGCCUACCGGUCUGGAGCCGAUUCGGCUUCUUCUGAUACGAACAAAAUCAUCCGCUCUGCAUACGGGUCGGCUGUCGAAUACCAGGAUCUCUCCAAAGAGGCGAUCGAGUGGUGGACCGCGUGGAAUGAAGAACUUAAGGGCGGAAAGGAUCUCCCGCCGGGCUUGAGUUCAUCGGACCGGGUAUAUAUCAACAACGGGACGCUGGCGUUCACUGACAAGGACGAAAUGCCCACCUUUGAACUCGAUACGAUCCGCAACAUGAGGGCCGCCGGCUUGGGUGCAACGCAGCUGAUUACUACCAACCCUGAGGACGUCAAGGCUGCAGACCAUCGGGGUUGGGGAUACGGGAUUGACCCUUUUCGCCGCAAGGAAAGGGGAAAAGCCAAUGUCGGCGUGCUCGACACUACCGGCGGCGUGGUCGUGGCUGACAAAGCUUGCCGCUUCGCUUUACACAAAGCCCGGGCGCUGGGGGUCAAGUUUGUGUUCGACGCACGAGCGGGCGCAUUCGAGACCUAUUGGCAUGACAAGGACGGAAAGGUGGUGGGCGUAAAGACACAAGAUGGCCAAAGGCAUCCGGCGGACAAGGUUGUGAUGGCUUGUGGAGGCUGGACGCCGUCCCUCGUGCCUCAGCUCGAUGGUCUUUGCGAGACGACGGCGGGCUCCAUCAUCAUGUUGAAGAUCCCGCGAGACUCGCCGCUCUUUGACCGAUUCGCCCCCGAGAGGUUUCCCAGUUAUAUGUGGAAGCUGUGGGACGGACCCGAGGGCGGUCUGUACGGCUUCCCCCGCGACGAUCAAGGGUGGAUGAAGAUCGGGUACCGGGGCACAAAGUACACCAACCCGCAGGUUCAACCGGACGGCCGGGUGCGCAGUGUCCCCAUCACGAGGUACACGCCUGGCGAAAAGGUCACGCACAUUCCGCGGAAGGCCAUGCAGGUGUUCAAGCGCUUCCUGGCCGAGUACCUGCCGGAGCUGGCCGAGCACGGGAUCGGCAUCGAGCUCACGAGGCUCUGUUGGUACACGGAUUCCUUCGACAACCACUACGUGGUCGACGACGUCCCGGGUCAAGACGCCACGGUCAUGGUCGCCACCGGCGGGUGCGGACACGCUUUCAAGUACCUGCCGAACCUGGGAAAGUGGAUCGUCGACAUCAUGGAGGGAGUCGGCUCGGAGCGUACUCUCGUCCAGCGCUGGCGGUGGAGGGCAUUGCAGCCCGGGACCGAGCCUUUCAACGUCUUGAUGCAGGGCAGUACCAGUCCGGCUGCUAUCAAGAAUGUUUCGUGGUCGAAAGAUAGCGACCUGAAACCGGCGGGUAGCGGUCCACGCUUGUAG
Molecule: messenger RNA, 1476 nt
Organism: Exophiala spinifera
Lineage: Eukaryota; Fungi; Ascomycota; Eurotiomycetes; Chaetothyriales; Herpotrichiellaceae
Exons: 2
Coding region: 1-1476 (491 amino acids)
Molecular function (GO): sarcosine oxidase activity; flavin adenine dinucleotide binding
Source: RefSeq, a predicted model, not a curated record